Messenger RNA from Oppia nitens, 3119 nucleotides. RefSeq names its product lon protease homolog, mitochondrial-like. The coding region runs from base 234 to 3119 and encodes 961 amino acids. Gene Ontology annotation, biological process: mitochondrion organization; chaperone-mediated protein complex assembly; protein catabolic process. The record is from RefSeq and is a predicted model, not a curated record. Gene Ontology annotation, molecular function: ATP-dependent peptidase activity; single-stranded DNA binding; ATP binding. Lineage: Eukaryota; Metazoa; Arthropoda; Arachnida; Sarcoptiformes; Oppiidae. The transcript has 4 exons. Gene Ontology annotation, cellular component: mitochondrial matrix.
UAUGUAAAGUCAAUGUAAAGUACACACCAAUGGCAUCAACAAUGUGUUUGCACUAAAUAUAUGCAAUUGAAAUACAAUACUAUUAUUGCAUUGAUUGCAACAAAACAUAAAGUUUUAUAUCAACAACACAUGUGUUUACCAAUCAUUACAUGAGUGAAGAAGUUCACAGUUGUUUACAUUAUUGUUAUCACCGAUUAUUUGACUACUAGUGGACAACAAAGCCGGCAUAAAAUAUGGCCUCACGAGUGCUACACAUGAGUCGAUUGAUGUCCAAAUUAAGACACGAAUCGUCGACAUUGUUGUACCGCAACUCAUACAUCGGUUCAAGACAUUCAUUAAAUGUCCGCACAUUGUCUUCAUUAUGUUAUCACCGACCGAGAGGUCAUCAUUUAGGACACACUAAUCGUACUGUUUUAGGUGGCAAUGCGCCGACAAUUACCGUAACACAAGUACGACACAAAUCAUCGGACAAUAAUAGCUCGCCCGACGACAAACCGGACGCUCAGACAUCGGUCGAGGAGGAGAUGAAUCAAGAAUUGGAUCGACUCAUUGAAAACAACGAACGAUCGUCAUCGUUGGCCGCCAUUACAGUACCCGAAGAGUGGCCCGAAGUACCUGUUAUUGCCAUUAACAGGAAUCCCGUGUUUCCGCGUUUCAUCAAAAUCAUUGAAAUAACAAAUCCCUAUCUCAUGGAAAGUAUCCGACGUAUUGUUAAACUGAAUCAUCCGUUUGUCGGCAUUUUUAUGACCAAAGACUCGACCAAAGAUCAGGAAGUGGUCGACAAAUUGGACGACUUAUAUCCUGUUGGUUCGUUUGCACAAAUUCACGAAAUGCAAGACUUGGGCACAAAGUUAAGAAUUAUAAUGAUGUCUCACCGGAGGAUUAAAAUUGUUAAACAGAUAUUACAAGAAGUGGAGAAACCACCGACGGAACCGUCGCCUCCGACGUCAACGAAAUCUGUUCGCAAAUCGCUACGCAAACGCCGGGUUGUUGUUGUCAACGAUAAUAACAAAGAAGUGGAGAAAGAGGUGACAACUAAUGGCGAUAUUAUUGUCAAAGGAGAUCCGAUUAUUAUGGUUGAAGUGGAAAACUUAAAAGACGAUCCAUUGAUUGUAAACGAAGAGGUCAAAGCACUGACCCAAGAAAUUGUCAAAACAAUUAGAGAUAUUAUUACAUUGAAUCCACUCUAUCGCGAAUCAAUACUUCAGAUGAUUCAAACUGGUCAGCGAGUCAUUGAUAAUCCAAGUUUUUUGUCCGAUUUGGGCGCUUCACUGACGGCCGCCGAACCUCAAGAAUUACAAGAAGUUCUCAAUGAAACAGAUGUUUCCAAACGAUUGUAUUUAUCGUUGAAUUUAUUGAAAAAAGAAUACGAAUUGAGUAAAUUGCAGCACAAGAUUGGCAGAGAUGUCGAAGAAAAAGUCAAACAACAGCACCGAAAGUAUAUGCUUCACGAACAGCUCAAAGCUAUUAAAAAAGAAUUGGGAAUCGAAAAGGACGACAAGGAUGCCAUCGAAGAAAAGUUUAAACAAAAAAUCAAAGAACUAACAGUUCCCGAACAUGUUAUGGAAGUGAUUAACGAAGAAUUGAAUAAAUUGUCAUUUUUGGACAACCAUUCGUCUGAGUUCAGUGUUACCCGUAAUUACUUGGAUUGGCUGACAUCGUUGCCGUGGGGUCUGUCGACUAUUGAAAACUUGGAUAUUGCAAAAGCCAGACAUGUGCUCGACGAAGAUCAUUACGGUAUGGAAGACGUCAAGAAACGGAUACUCGAGUUCAUAGCUGUUAGUCAAUUGAAGGGCACCACUCAGGGAAAGAUACUGUGUUUUUAUGGACCGCCCGGAGUCGGUAAGACUAGUAUUGCAAAAUCAAUAGCAAAGGCAAUCAAUAGAGAGUAUUUUAGGUUCAGUGUUGGAGGUAUGACAGAUGUAGCAGAGAUUAAAGGUCAUAGACGUACAUAUGUUGGCGCAAUGCCCGGCAAAAUCAUACAGUGCUUGAAGAAAACAAAAAGCGAAAAUCCGUUGGUAUUGAUCGACGAAGUGGACAAAAUAGGACGCGGCUAUCAGGGCGACCCGGCGGCCGCUUUACUCGAACUACUAGAUCCCGAACAAAAUGCCAACUUUUUAGACCAUUAUCUGGAUGUCAACGUUGACUUGUCGAAGAUAUUGUUUAUUUGUACGGCCAAUACAACUGAUACGAUACCCGAACCGCUGAAAGAUCGUAUGGAAAUGAUUGAAGUGUCCGGUUAUGUGGCCGAAGAAAAGAUAUCCAUUGCUGAAAAAUAUCUCAUACCUCAAGCCCACAACAUCACUGGUCUCAACAAUGAAAGGAUUUCUAUAACUGCCAAUGCAUUGCAAACAGUAAUCAAAUCUUAUUGUCGGGAAAGUGGUGUCAGAAAUCUCCAGAAACACAUCGAAAAGAUAAUGAGGAAGUGUGCCCUUCAAAUUGUCGAUAAAGUAGCCGAUAAUGUCAUUGUCGACGUCAGUAAUCUUCAGGAUUUUGUUGGAAAGCCUAUCUUCACACAGGAUAGACUCUAUUCGGAAACACCGCCCGGCGUUGUCAUGGGUUUGGCGUGGACUGCAAUGGGCGGAUCGACACUGUUCAUUGAAACGGCAAAAUUGAAACGAAUGACACCGAAAAAAUCUGAUGUCGACAUCGAACCGGACGGUGCUCUCCAGUUGACCGGUCAUUUGGGAGACGUAAUGAAAGAGAGCGCCCGAAUUGCCUAUUCGUUUGCCAAAUCGUUUCUAUUGGAAUUGGAUUCGACUAAUAGUUUUCUACAGUCGACUAGUCUGCAUCUGCAUGUUCCCGAAGGUGCCACACCCAAGGAUGGUCCCAGUGCUGGCUGUACAAUGGUUACGGCACUGAUGUCGCUGGCACUACAUAAACCAGUCCGACAAAACUUUGCAAUGACUGGCGAACUAUCGCUGACCGGCAAAAUACUACCCGUUGGCGGUAUCAAAGAGAAGAUAAUCGCAGCCAAACGGGUGGGCGUCGACUGUAUUUGUUUGCCCGAAGAAAACAAAAAAGAUUUUUCCGAUUUACCCGAUUUCAUUAGGAAUGGACUUACCGUUCAUUUUUGUAAUCAUUAUAAAGAUGUUUACGAAAUUGCAUUCAAUUAUUGA